Triplophysa dalaica is the source of this 391-nucleotide messenger RNA. RefSeq names its product histone H2B-like. NCBI's taxonomy places the organism in Eukaryota, Metazoa, Chordata, Actinopteri, Cypriniformes, Nemacheilidae. Gene Ontology annotation, cellular component: nucleosome. Gene Ontology annotation, molecular function: protein heterodimerization activity; structural constituent of chromatin; DNA binding. The transcript has a single exon. The record is from RefSeq and is a predicted model, not a curated record. The coding region runs from base 1 to 375 and encodes 124 amino acids.
AUGCCUGAACCAGCCAAACCCGCGCCCAAGAAGGGCUCUAAGAAGGCCGUCACCAAGACCGCCGUUAAGGGAGGAAAGAAGCGCAGAAAGUCCAGGAAGGAGAGUUACGCCAUCUACGUGUACAAAGUGCUCAAGCAGGUCCACCCCGACACCGGCAUCUCUUCCAAGGCGAUGGGCAUCAUGAACUCUUUCGUCAACGACAUCUUCGAGCGCAUCGCCGGUGAGUCGUCUCGUCUCGCGCACUACAACAAGCGCUCCACCAUCACGUCGAGAGAGAUCCAGACCGCCGUGCGUCUGCUGCUGCCCGGUGAACUCGCCAAACACGCCGUGUCCGAGGGCACCAAAGCCGUCACCAAGUACACCAGCUCCAAGUAAAGCGCCGCUUUCAUCC